CAACUUAAACAUAACCUUUACCGUCACCGGCUUUUUCCUGUUCCACGAGCUCCGUCAGGGACAAGUUGACAUUUUUUUGCACCGCCUUUAAGGAUUUCAUGUAGUUCCCCCAGUUGUGGUUUUUCAGUUGAAUCGUUUCGCUUAAACACUUCAAAAUUACGUUGUUUUUGCAUAUUUUGACACUAAUCACGCCUUCGUUUGUCAUCUUUCUCGAAUAAAAAAAUCGAACUUGCGCGCUUUCGGUCGUGGGAACACGAUGAGGUUAUGUUAAACAGCGACACGACUUUUUUUAAUUUUUGAUUUAUUAAUUUUAAAAUGUACGAAAUAUCCGAGGUUGAGGACAACGAGGGCUCACGCCCGAUCCUCGUGGAAUUUCAAAAUAGCAAACUUCAGGAAGGACAAGAAAAUCACUUAAAAACCGCGAUUUUUAGGGAAAAUCGUGACACAAUCGUCGCGGCGGCUAGUAAAAAGCUUUUGUACACGGGACGGGUCAGUGGUGACCAGGACCAGGACCUCCACAAGCGGUUUUUGCUGAUUUCGAAUCGGAGGACUGGAAAAGUGCGUCUGGUGGCAGUGGACAGCGUGAUUCUCUCACCGCAAUUCCCCGAAAAGAAUCGGGGGAGCAUAAGUGAGAAAAAUGUAAAUUCGGUGAAUAAGUUGCACAAAGCGUUUGGGUCCAAAAAAAUCAAAAGAAUCACCGAACAGAGGGAAAGGAUGAAAAUGAACAUUGACGACGUUCGAGAGCAAUUAGAACAGACAGUUGCCGGAAUUGAAAUUGAUGACAGUGGGCCUUUGAUUGUCGAAAGGGCCGAAAAUGACAGUGCUUACAGGCCCCCAGUUCACCGAGACGCCGAAAGUCGGGAAGAAGUAUACAUUUUGAACGAAAUCGUGCCUUUGAAAAUUUUAAAUUCUUUGGAAAAAGAAACUAGAGAAAUUUUUGACUCGGACUUGGAUUCUACAGAGUUGGCUCCAAUGGUUCGGGAAAAGUUCGCACAAAUGCAAAACUCGUCCUCUCCAGACGUACAAAAGUGCGAACUACUUUUAUACCUCGACUAUUUAAUAAAAUUCAUCUCAAAACCGGCCAGAAGUAUAACGAAAAAAUUCGUAAUUUGCCCGACUUCACAACAAGUAAAUGUCCACAUUUUGGACCACUUUACGGUCUCUUCAAAUACGGGAAGAACCCGUCCAGUAUCAAUGAGGGACAAAACAGUCUGUUACAUUCUCGUUAUCGCAAUGAUUGCGUUUGACUACGAAGUUGAUUUAGAACAACUGGCCAAAGUUAUAAAAAUCGGCGUGAAAAAAUUGCAAGAAAUGGGCCGUAUUCUAGCGUUCAGUCCCCACCUAAAAAACAAGAACGCCAUGACUCUGAAAAUUCCGCUCCCAGCCGCCGUGACCUCAUCAUCGUCCAAUAAGCGCAAGAGAAAAUAAAUAAAUGAGUAAUAAAUUAGUUUUAUUAGA
Messenger RNA from Tribolium castaneum (red flour beetle), 1458 nucleotides. RefSeq names its product DNA-directed RNA polymerase I subunit RPA49. Lineage: Eukaryota; Metazoa; Arthropoda; Insecta; Coleoptera; Tenebrionidae. Gene Ontology annotation, molecular function: DNA binding. Gene Ontology annotation, biological process: RNA polymerase I preinitiation complex assembly; transcription elongation by RNA polymerase I; DNA-templated transcription. The record is from RefSeq and is a predicted model, not a curated record. Gene Ontology annotation, cellular component: RNA polymerase I complex. The transcript has 6 exons. The coding region runs from base 316 to 1428 and encodes 370 amino acids.